Messenger RNA from Eleginops maclovinus (Patagonian blennie), 1734 nucleotides. RefSeq lists its product as uncharacterized. NCBI's taxonomy places the organism in Eukaryota, Metazoa, Chordata, Actinopteri, Perciformes, Eleginopidae. The record is from RefSeq and is a predicted model, not a curated record. The transcript is spliced from 6 exons. Bases 143 to 973 code for a protein of 276 amino acids.
CUCGUUUGGCUCCUGAUAUAAAAACAGAGCUGCUCUCUGUCCCCGCUGCGUUCCUCAGUCUCCUCUCAGCUAGCAGGCAGUUUGCGCCAAGAGGCCGAAAUACAGGAAAAAGAGCAGGACGAUCUCUGGCACAUUCCCCAGGAUGGAGGAUUCUCCAUCCAAGCCCUCUGUGGCUGAGCUGGCUGGAAAGUUCAAAGGACACAUUUUACCAAUGCCCGGCUCAAAUGGCGAGUUGCCAUUUCGAAGGACACCCCCCUGCUCGCUAAAGUUGCAGAAACAAAAAGAUGACAAUGAAGAAUCAGAUAAAACUGUCAUCUCACCGAAUCCCUUUAGGAUCAAGACCAAGAACUCCUCCUUUAUUGAGAAACUUCAGGCAAAUCUUGCACUGUCGCCCACUGCUCUGCUGCCUUCACCCAAGAGUCCUGAGGUGAAGCUCCAGCCAAGCCCGCUGUCCCCCAUCACCCCCUACAGACCGCAGAGUCCCACCCUGCUGUCCUCACAUCUGUCCAGUGAAGAGGAUGAUCACAUCAGCUUCGACAGCCCUCCUGAAGGCAUCCCGCUCCCCAACUUCAACAAGACUCGGGCAAGAUUAUCAUUCAAAAGACGCCCACCCACAAGACAGCACAGAAGGUCAGCCGGAGAGGAGAUAGGAGCAAUCGGGUGUGCUCAUUCCCCAUGUGAACCCCAUGGCCCAAAAGCAAAUGGGAACAUGGACCACGUUGUUGAAUAUGGACAGCCAGCAAGUCUGAAAAAAGCUGAAGAGAAGGACAAGGACUGUGAACAAACAGAGGAUGAGGAAGCACAGAGUGACUCAAAUUGCAGGGGAGAUCGAGAGGAAGAUCAGGAAGCAGAGCAAACCCAGAACAUGGAGGUUAUGGAGGAGGAAGAGCAGCCUUUAGAGCCUAGCACUUCCGAGCAGAUAGAGGGCGAUGUUGAGACAGAGAUGGAGGAGUUGCCUGAGGAGGAGCACUAAGGAGGAAAAAACAUGGUGUAAACUAUGAAGAACAAAAUGAAAAUGAACAAACAUUUUUUGCUUUGAUUUAAGAAAACUCUUAAAAUACUCUUCAACAAAAGAUCAUUUGUUUUACAUUUCUUGUUACCUGCUCUUCAUAAGUCCCUUUGUGGCCCUCUCCUGGCUGUCUCUCAGAACAGGUCUACAAACACUGGAGAGUUAUGAGCUGCAGCUAUUGCCUGUAUAAUGGAAAUCAGCAUCAAGGUCGAUACAAUAUCCAUUAUCACGCAGGAGGAAUGUUGUGUCAUAUUGAAUCAAGUCUUCAUGAGAAGACUCUCAUUAUUACGAGAAUUUGCUUUUUCUUCUUUGCAAAUCAAAGACAUUGUUCACUCCCAGGUCAGAAGUAUCUGUCAUGUGCAAAUGACUUUGGAAAUGCUGAAUGCUGAUACCCAAAAGCUAAAUAUUAUUAGACUACAUACAAAUAUAUAUAUGUAUAUUAGCAGAUAUAUAAAAUGUUCUGAUGUCACAACAAAUCACUUUAGGUUGAAAUGAUGUACAAUGCUAAUCUAGUUUUCCUUUCCUCUGCUUGUUUCAUUUUGUAUUCUACAAAAAAUUACAGUGCUACAGCGGAGGGGCUCGGGUUCUCAGCAAUUGUUCGCACAAAUGUUAAGAAAAUAAAACUUAUUUUCUUUAUAAAGGGAAUGGUUGAUAUUGCAUGUGUUUGGAAAUGUAUUGGGGUUGAAAAAAAUCAUUAUUGAGGUAAAUAAUUUUAAUUCUGUAAA